Colias croceus (clouded yellow) is the source of this 969-nucleotide messenger RNA. Its product is annotated as THAP domain-containing protein 1-like. Lineage: Eukaryota; Metazoa; Arthropoda; Insecta; Lepidoptera; Pieridae. The record is from RefSeq and is a predicted model, not a curated record. The coding region runs from base 77 to 652 and encodes 191 amino acids. Gene Ontology annotation, molecular function: sequence-specific DNA binding. The transcript has 2 exons.
CGAGCGCAUGUAGUCGUGGUUGAGCGGUAUCAAAGUGCGUUUCUCUAGAGGUUUUUUCCAUAUUUACGUAUAAAAAAUGGUGAAAUGUGCAGUUCGAUUUUGUAAGAAUGAUACUAGAAACCACACAAAAUUGAAAUCCACCAUUACAUUUCAUCAAUUCCCAAAAGAUCGAAACUUGAUGAAAAAGUGGAUUACUGCUUUAAAUCAAGCAAAUUUUGAGCCGAACAUAUGGAAUAAAGUUUGUUCAGUACACUUUCUUGAUUCCAAUUUCUAUGAAACAAAAAAAGGGCUACGCAAAUUAAUAAGUACAGCUGUCCCAUCGCUUUUUCUUGUUCCAACUACACCUUCUGAUCAUAAUUCCCCAGCAGCAGCGUCAUUUAAUUCUGGUAAAAUAACUGUACCUUUUGGGCAACACCAACCUUCUACUUCUACUUUAAACGAUAACGAUUCAGAAAUACCUCCAAAUGUAGAAGAUACCCCAAGAAUACGAAAAUUGAAAAAAGAAAUAAUUCGAUUGAAAGACGUAGCUAAACGCCGCCGAAUGCGAUGCAACGCCCUCUAUGCAACAUGUCGGCGUUUGAAAAAAAAAGUAGAGAACUUGUCGCAAAUACUCACCAAGUUGAAACAAAAGAGAUUAAUUCCUCAAGAGUAAUUUGACCUUCUAGAAUCGUGCGGAGUUUCUGCAGCAGCUCUCAUUAAGAGAAUAAUCAAUAAAGGCCAAGAAUAUUCACCAGAUCUCCGAAUGUUUACGCUAAGGCAUACAUAAAUAAGAAAUAUAAUAUGUGAUAAAUAUUCUGUUUGAUAUACUCAGUUCUCGAAAAAGAGAAUGCCCAAAUUUGUAUGGGCUGCGGUUAGAUGAUACUGAGAUGAUAUGAUAUUCUAUUUAAUGUAGGUACAUAGAAGAAUUACUUUUUAUUAAGAAGGGUUAGGUAUAAGGUCUACCAUACUAAAAUAAAACACAAAUAAAUA